AUGGCACCAACGAUAGCAUUCGCAGCCUUGCGGGCUCGAGACAGUGGUCGUAGAGGUGGACCCGAUCCCGUGCUGGUAGAGGGGUGGACCUUGUACGCUCUGGGCGUAUCCGUAAUUCUAGCCCGCUUGGUAACACGGUACAAGAUGGUGGGCGUGGAAGGCAGCAAACCGGAUGACUGGUUAAUGAUUCUGGUUAUGAUUAUCUACGGGAUCGAAUCCACCAUGUCACAUCUAGUCAGUCUCUAUGGCGGGAAUUCCAAUCUCUCGCCAGCGCAACGAGCGGGGAUGAGUGAGGAGGAGGUGCAGAGGAGAGUAUUUGGGUCGAAAAUGUUUAUGGUUGGGUGGUUCUCUUACAGUGGUGCCAUGUGGGUGUUGAAGCUGUGCAUGGUUUUCUUUUUUGCUAGAAUAACAGUAGGGUUGAGAAGGCAGGUUUGGAUCACAACAGCUUACGUUGUCGUGGGCAUGUCUUAUUUUGUCAUAUGUCUCGUGCUGUUCCUGACCUGUCGACCCUGGCACAAACUCUGGCAGAUAUAUCCAGACCCGGGAUCGAACUGCAGCAUCGAAUCUCCAGUAUAUUACCUCACCGUCCUAUCCUUCAACGUCCUCACCGAUGCCUUUCUUAUAUCGCUUCCAUUGCCACUAUUGAUCCGAUCAUCUCUUCCCUGGCGCCGAAAAGCAAUUCUUGUUCUCCUCUUUAGCGCAGGUAUUUUUGUUAUAACCGCCGCGGUUCUCCGUUGCGUUUUUUCCCUCACCGAUCCCCAAAACUCAAGGACCGUCUCAGCGUGGGCCUGUCGGGAAACCUUCGUCGCAGUAGUGGUCGGCAACGCGCCAAUGCUUAAGCAACUGCUCACCAAGAGGGCCUGGUCAAAGGCACGAAUUGCAACCGCCCGUUGCGUGGGCGCGGGAACGGGAAGCAGCGGGUCGCCACUCUCCAGGCAGGUGGGGGGGUCAAAGAGCGGAGACGCAACCUUGGUCGACAAGAGUGCGGUGGAGCCUGGGUUGGAGAUUCACCGCAAAACUGAGAUGAGCGUGGAAUCGGCGGACAGGGCCACCUUGGAGGACGAUGGCCCCCCGGGGGUUAAUGGACUGGGGGAAUUGAGUGGGUGUUUUUAUAAGGCAAUUUGCGAGUCUUCAGCCGCCAGUAGCUGCGCGAGCAGUAGACAUACUGCCUCGGGAGAAAGGGGGGACGUGUGAACCCCAGAAAUGGAGUCAUGAGAGCAGGGCUGGAGCGGGUCAAUCGGUUGAGCGGGCUGGUUUAGUCCGGGGGAUUUUUCUUGUUCUAUUCUCCGGUUGUUUUAGCGAUCUCAUUUGUUUUGCUUCGUUUUUUUGCCUUCUUUUGUUUCCUUUUCGUUUGUCCUAUCUUUCCGAACGGUCUAUUAAAGGGAGAACUUCCGGCCCAAUAUAAUGUCUUAAUUGAUGCCA
Messenger RNA from Tuber melanosporum (Perigord truffle), 1422 nucleotides. RefSeq lists its product as uncharacterized. NCBI's taxonomy places the organism in Eukaryota, Fungi, Ascomycota, Pezizomycetes, Pezizales, Tuberaceae. The transcript has 5 exons. The coding region runs from base 1 to 1194 and encodes 397 amino acids. The record is from RefSeq and is a predicted model, not a curated record.